Messenger RNA from Cylindrotheca closterium, 588 nucleotides. The record is from the annotation of a GenBank genome assembly. Lineage: Eukaryota; Bacillariophyta; Bacillariophyceae; Bacillariales; Bacillariaceae.
AUGGCUCCUACUUCCAAGGACGAAGAGAGCCCCAAGGAGGUGCAGUUUCACAAGAGUGUAUCGACGUCCACGUCCUAUGGAUCCAUUGAUGUGAAUAAAAGCAACGGAGGAGAAGACGAAGACAUUAUUAUGGAGGAAGAUUCAUCACUGUUGAGACAUUCCAUUCAUCUCGGCAUGACAGGAUUCGCUAGCGAAAAUAUUUGGACGAGGCUGCGACGAACAGCUUCCUUUCAACAGCAUGGAGAUGAAUACAAGCUUGUUCCAACCAAAGUGGUCGACAAUGUCAAAUUGGUGACAGACCCAACUUUGCAAUCGAAUGAAAAGGGAAAGCUUUACUUUGCCGAACGAUCGUUUUACAACAAUAUGGAAGCACCUCAAUAUGCCUUGACUGUCAAUGACGACAUCUACAGACGAAUAUUUGCAGAGGUCAACGAUUCAAGGUCGUCUCCAUUUGGACUCUACUUUUGUUGCCAUGGGGGUGACGGAGCUCACACGGGUGUCUCUCAUGAGGAUUAUGUUGAUAUUCAACUUGCAUGGGUCCUUAUCGGUGUUGUCUUUUUGGCCAUAUUUGUUCUUUCCUUUGUGUAA